This is a messenger RNA of Brassica napus (rape), 947 nucleotides long. RefSeq names its product peroxiredoxin-2E, chloroplastic-like. Gene Ontology annotation, biological process: cell redox homeostasis; cellular response to oxidative stress; hydrogen peroxide catabolic process. Gene Ontology annotation, cellular component: cytoplasm. Lineage: Eukaryota; Viridiplantae; Streptophyta; Magnoliopsida; Brassicales; Brassicaceae. The record is from RefSeq and is a predicted model, not a curated record. Gene Ontology annotation, molecular function: thioredoxin peroxidase activity. The transcript has a single exon. The coding region runs from base 98 to 787 and encodes 229 amino acids.
CUAGUUUCCCCCUUACUUUUCUCAUCCGGGAAGUCACCAUCUUGAGUCACUCACCAAACAAAUAACCUUUCAUUUGAACCGCUCAACACUAUCAUCCAUGGCGACUUCUAUCUCCGUCUCCAGACUCCUCUCCUCCUCCUCCUCCGUCGCCAAACCGUUACGUUCCCCAACCUCCGCAUUCACGGCGCCGCUCUCCUUCACGCGCUCUCUCGCUCCUAAUCUCUCCCUCAAAUUCAACACCCGCCGCAGCAGCUCCGUCUCCACCACCAGAUCCUUCGCAACAACCAUCACCUCCGCCAUUUCCGUCGGAGACAAACUCCCCGACUCCACCCUCUCCUACCUCGACCCCACCACCAACGACGUCAAAACCGUCACCGUCUCCUCCCUAACCGCCGGGAAGAAAACCAUCCUCUUCGCCGUCCCGGGAGCCUUCACGCCCACCUGCUCGCAGAAACACGUCCCCGGAUUCGUCUCCCAAGCCGCAGAGCUCAGAUCCAAAGGCGUCGACGUCAUCGCGUGCGUCUCCGUGAACGACGCGUUCGUGAUGGAAGCCUGGAGGAAGGACCUCGGGGUCAACGACGAGGUGAUGCUUCUCUCCGAUGGUAACGGAGAGUUCACGGGGAAGCUUGGCGUGGAGUUGGAUUUGAGGGAUAAGCCCGUGGGACUCGGAGUUAGGUCACGAAGGUACGCGAUCCUUGCGGAGGAUGGUGUUGUGAAGGUUCUGAAUCUUGAAGAAGGAGGUGCUUUUACCAACAGUAGUGCUGAGGAUAUGCUUAAAGCUCUUUGAUUCUUUCUGUUUGUGUUCUGUUUUUGCUGUCUUCUCAUAUGUUGGACUUGGAGCUUUCAGAUUCUAUGUUUCAGCAUCGGAUAAUGUAAUAACUAAUCGGAAUGUUUAGACCGUAUGUUUGUUUCGAGUUAUAGCUACUUUGUGUGUGCUUUGAGUUUUC